Molecule: messenger RNA, 1625 nt
Organism: Nothoprocta perdicaria
Lineage: Eukaryota; Metazoa; Chordata; Aves; Tinamiformes; Tinamidae
Gene: BAG4
Product: BCL2 associated athanogene 4
Exons: 4
Coding region: 1-855 (284 amino acids)
Biological process (GO): protein stabilization
Cellular component (GO): cytoplasm; cytosol; nucleus
Molecular function (GO): protein-folding chaperone binding; adenyl-nucleotide exchange factor activity
Source: RefSeq, a predicted model, not a curated record
AUGGUGCCGGUGCCGGAUUCUCCCUACGGCAGCGCCGAGCUCCCCGCCUGGGGCUGCGGCCCCCCGGAGCCUCCCGCCGAUGGCCCCGCCGUGGGGCGGCCCCACGGGACCGGGCACCCCCCGCCACAGGCUCYGGGCAUGCCUGUCCCGCAGUAUCCGUACGGAGAAGCCGCCGCCGGAGCUGCCCCGCAGGGCCCCGCGCUGCAGCCCUGGCUCCAGGAGGAUCCGUGGGCUCCGUGCGCAGCCUACGGGAUGCAGCCGCACUACCCGGCACACGGCAAUCCCUGCCUAUCCAACUCCCAUCCGUCCUGGAGCGGCAGCGGGAUCCCUCCUUGUCCUCUCUCGCACGACUCGAAGGAUUCUGCUUAUGAGAAGCCGGAGCAGAGCGGCGCAAAYCCGCCCGGCUGCUAUCCCGGUGCCAACCACCGGCACGUGGGCACGAUGAGCGAGCAGGAGCUAAAUCCGUUGGCCGCCAAAGCGGCCCCGUCCGCCCCCAAAGUGCAGUACAGUGCCCAGCCCCACAUGUACGGCGCUCGGAAGCCUCUGGAGGGCACCCGGGAGGCAGGGGGUAGAGCUGGGACCCCGUCCUCCACCAAUCCCGCAGCCAUCCCGCCCGAGAUCCAGAGAAUCCGGCACGUUGCGGAGGAGGCUGAGCAGCUGGAGCAAGAGGUGGAUGAAUUUGUAGGGAAAAAGACAGAAAAAUCCUACUGUCUUCUGGAGGAGAUGCUGACCAAGUUGCUGCUGGAGCUGGAUUCCGUAGAGACUGGUGGUCAGGACGGCGUUCGGCAGGCUAGGAAGGAAGCUGUCCAUCGAAUUCAGGCCAUGCUGGAAAAACUGGAACGAAAGGGCUUGUGAAAACGCAUGGGGCACAACGCACAGCCUGGCCUCGAGGCCCCAGGAGUUGGAGUUGUGUGAAAUCUCCGCUCUUAAGCACCCCUGACAGUGAAAAAAGCAAUAAACGGUCACUCGGAAACACACAAAAAUUGGAAAAUAAAUUGCCCGUGGACAAGUGAAGAGAGGAUGGAAGCAGCAGCCGGGCUUGGGGUGCAGGCAGUGGAAAAGCGGCGCCGAUGGAAGUUCUCUACCGCUGUAGAGGCCUCCRUGGGUUUCCACGUGCUUUUCAUCAGCAGGAGGAAAAUCGCUGUACGGAACAAAACUUCCCAACACCCGGCCCAAUCCAUAGGUACCUGCCGGAGCCGCAACGGUUCUCCCAACAGCAGGAAGGCCUCGGAUUCUGUCGGGACGGCUUAGCGGUGAUGUUGGGGCCCGGGAUGCGGCUGCCCCGGGCUCCCUUGGCUUGUUAGGACCAACGGGAGCGCCGGGAAGGGACCACGGUGGCCGGCCGGCCCUGCUGCUGUCACACGGCCUCCCCUCCGCCGUGAGGAGCUGCUCCAGGGCGGCCCGUAUGGAAACGGGACUGCAGCUCCGGCACRGAGAGAGACCGGCAUCAACGGGAGCGACGUGAGAGAGCGGCCCUGGACAGCAGGGUGCUUGGGAAGGUUUUGCCACUGGAAUUCCACACUUUAGUUGCAACCUCCGUUGUGUCCCGCAAACACCCUGCUCGCCGGCUCCGUGACGCGAGCCGUUAGCGACGAGAUAAUAAACCCCGACCACUUUUAAAUGUC